CUAGUACUAGCUUGCCGAUCUGGCCUUCACUCGACCUCACACAUAUUAGUAUAGAUUAUCAGCUACACAGUAUCUAGGUUCUUGGUGUUAACUUCAUAUCGCGACUUGCCAUACUGGGCAUGUACAACCUGUGGGCCCACCAAUCCAGAAGGUGGGGGAGAUAGUGAUAUGCACGUGAUGGUAUGUGAUGGUGGGGGCACGGCAUGGGAGUACAACUCAACAAGCUUUUCACUUCUCAGUUUGUUGCUUUCUAGCAUUCAAUUGCUUUCUAUUCACUCAUUGAAACUUAAUCAUGACGGCUACAGAUGAAAUACCAGGUCAAGCAGGACUCCCAUCUCCUAAUCCCACUGAAUCUUUCUGGCAUAGUGAGCCUUCGAAGAUCUUAUUGGGUCAUAGAACUACGGAGAAUCUUCCCACGAAAGCUGAUAUUGUUAUUGUUGGGAGUGGUAUUGCAGGAACUUCAGCUGCACAUUGGUUAAGAGAGCAUGACGAUGGAAAAGAUCUCAAUGUGGUGAUGUUAGAGGCGAGAGAAGCUUGUUGGGGAGCAACUGGUAGAAAUGGAGGUCAUUGUCAGCCUCUUGUUUAUGCUUCACCUCCAGAAGUUGGGGCCUUUGAAGUGAGAAAUUAUGAGGACAUCAAGUCUUUUGUGGCGAUAAAUGAUGUUCAAUGUGAUUGGAAAUCUUUAUCCAGCUGUCACUCUUAUAUGUCAGAAGAUCAGUUCGAGGUAGCCGUCAAAGCUGCGGAAGCUCUCAAGAAUCUGGAUCCAACACUGGGCAAAUUAGUCACCAUUAUCACCAAAGAUUCUACUAAUCCCUCACUAUCGGACCUUCGAAUUCCCACAGCAGCUGGCGCAAUUGCAACCUCCAAAGCCGCCUCACUCUGGCCGUAUAAAUUGGUUGCAUGGGUUCUAGAAGAUUUGAUCUCUAAGAAUAAAUCCUCAAGCUCCCCAAAAUUCAAUCUCCAAACUUCAACGCCCGUAACUGGGCUUCAAAAAUCUUCUUCAGAAUGGAUAAUUCAUACUUCUCGCGGCCAACUUUCAGCUUCCAAAGUUUUGUUGGCGACAAAUGCCUAUACAUCGCAUCUUCUUCCCUCUUUCUCUGAUCUCAUUACUCCUGUCCGUGGUGAAAUGUCUUCACUUCUCCCUCCAUCUACCAUGUCCCCGGCCAUAGAAUCCUCAAAUAAACCCUUAGAAUACUCUUAUAGUAUCAUGGGUCAUUUCGGUCAAAACAUAAACCGAGAUGAUUAUCUCGUCCAGCGACCUUUUUCCUCCACGUCAUCAUCAGAACGAGAAUCAGGAGGAGAGUUGAUGUUUGGUGGGGGUCGCCAAUUUGCUGCCCAAGCUGGUUUGGGCGUCUUCGAUGAUUCAUCUAUUGAUCCUCCUGCUGCGAAUUAUCUCCGUCGAGAGCUACCACGUACACUCAAUCUUCAUAACAAUGAAGAAGAGCUUGAGGCUUCUUAUGAAUGGAGUGGGAUUAUGGGAUUUAGUAGAGACAAUUGGCCUUGGGUAGGAAAUGUGAGUGAGAAAUUGGGAGGUGGAGAUGGUUUAUAUGUUUGUGCUGGUUUCACAGGACAUGGAAUGCCGACGGCGAGAUUGAGUGCUAAAGCAGCUGUAGGCUUGAUGAUGGGAGAUAAGAUGGAGACUAUUGAUUUACCGCAGAGGUAUGUACUGAGUGAGAAUAGAGUUAGAAAAGCGAGAGAGCUGGAUGUAGUUUGUAGUGCAGAUGAGAAGGGAGAGUUUUGCUAGGGUGGUGGGGUGGUGGUUUUUGGAUGGGAGUACAUCAUACGUGGGUUUAAGCCCAAAGUGUUGUUCCCUCACUUUCAUUAUAGUUUCUCUAUUCUUUUUAAUAUGCGUUUCCCUAUUUUAUCCUUUUGUUUAAUAAAUAACCAUACGGGCUCUCUAAGGUUGUUUCUGAAGCCAGACUCUCGUCUUCUUACAAAUCAUUUUCAUAAUCACCGCUGGGUACUUUUGGAAUUUUUUAUCAUUGUGUUAUUUAAUAUUCACUACACCGUAUCAAACGGAAGAGGGUAAUUGCAUGAAGAUCAACUCUUGCAUUGGCAUUUGAGAAAAAUAAUUUCAACCUCCAUAACAAACAAGGCUUCUAAGGUUCUUGGUCCAACUUCCCUAGCUCAACGUUCUGUUUUGAUGCAUACCUUCUUAGGGAACUCAUCUUUGAUGAAUACCUCCCCAGUAGGUUCCUCCUUGAUGAUCUCUUCCUUAAAAUCCUCUAUCUUGACAUUUUCCUGCUUGAUUGCCCUCUCCUCAAUAUUCUCUUUCUUAAUAUCCUCCACAUCGUUAUCCUUCAUCACACGCUUCCAUUCAUCAUUCACCCAGACAUUAUAUUCCGAAUACUGUCCCUUAUCCUGCAAUCUCUUUCGUUCCUUCUCCAACCACUCACCAUACCACAACCCCGUUUUCCACUCGAGAUAAACCAAUUCAUCCCACGCAACCUUCUUCACUCGUUCCC
Molecule: messenger RNA, 2465 nt
Organism: Botrytis byssoidea
Lineage: Eukaryota; Fungi; Ascomycota; Leotiomycetes; Helotiales; Sclerotiniaceae
Exons: 2
Coding region: 293-1744 (483 amino acids)
Cellular component (GO): cytoplasm
Molecular function (GO): oxidoreductase activity
Source: RefSeq, a predicted model, not a curated record